Molecule: messenger RNA, 1242 nt
Organism: Aspergillus terreus NIH2624
Lineage: Eukaryota; Fungi; Ascomycota; Eurotiomycetes; Eurotiales; Aspergillaceae
Product: aromatic alcohol reductase
Exons: 6
Coding region: 1-1242 (413 amino acids)
Molecular function (GO): oxidoreductase activity
Source: RefSeq, a predicted model, not a curated record
AUGCAAUUCAGCACUGUCCUCACCCUGCUUGGCUUUACAGCCAUCGGUCUGGUCCAGGCCCAGGGACCUUACGACGCCCCUUGUGGUAGCUACAAGACGUGCCUGGACAUCUGUCCCAAUGCCGACUUCUUCCCCUUGAUCGACCAGUGCGAGAUUGGAGACUCGGGAGAGCCAGACUGCUACGUCAACUUCUACUGUAAAAGCGAUUCGCAAGUCAGAUUUUCUCUGAGUCAGUGUACUCCAGACUACCUAUCUCAAUAUCAUCCUGGACAUACGUCCUGGAAACAAAAUGGAAAUCAAAACAGUCGCCAUCUUCGGCGUAAGUCCUCACCAUCUACCCUCGAUGCAACCCUAACCGCCCAGGCCUCGGGCAACUUCGGCGCCCCCAUCACCGCAGCCCUCCAACAAGCCGGGCUCAAAAUAACCAUCAUCACCCGCCCCGAGUCGACUUCGACAUUUCCACCAGGAAUCCCCGUGAUCAGAACAUCAUACACCCUCGAUGACCUGACUCCCGCCCUUCAAGGCCACGAUGCAGUCGUCUGCGUCGUGGGGCCCCGCGGGAUAGGCGCCCAAGCCACGAUGGUGGAUGCCGCCAAAGCCGCAGGCGUGAAACGAUUCAUCAUCAACGAUUUUGGCUGGGGCCCCGAUUUCAAGGGCAUGCCUGAAUUCGACGAGAUCCAUGCCCAUCGGAAGGCGGGAUGGGACCAUGCUGCGGCCACGGCGGAGCAGAAUAGGAGCUUUACUUGGACGGGUAUUACGUCUGGGAAUCCGAUUGAUUGGGCAAUGAGAAAAUUCCCCCUGAUGGGGUUCGACAUAUCGACCUGCUCGGCUGUUAUCUACGACGACGGCACUGAGGAGUUCACCGGGACAACCCUGGACGGCAUCGGCCAGGCUGUCGUGGGUGUCCUGCAGCAUCCGGAAGAAACGGCCAACCGCUUUGUUAAAGUACGGAGUAUCAAGACCUGUCAGCGGGCGUUGUUGGAUGCUUUUCAGUCUGUGACUGGGAAGGAAUGGGACGUUCGCAGGGCUACUACUCAAGACCUGAUUGAAAGUGGACGACGGAAGCAUCAGGAGGGUGUUGGGGGUUGGGUUCUGGAUUUGGUUGUUGCUCAGUUAUUCGAACCGGGCAAGGCGAGGUGUGUUGUUGCGGCUUCGCGAGAAGAAUCGGAUGCGGGUUUGCUUGGGAUGGUCGAGGAGAGUCCAGAGGUUGUUAUUAGAAAGGCCUUGAUGGGGGAUGCCUGA